AACGGAUCGUGCAGACAGGACGGAUCGUGUACCGACAGCAACCUUCAACUGUCUAGCCAGCAACGUGUUUUUGUUUGACGGGAGAUAAUUGUGUUGCUAGGAAACGUAAACCUCAGCUCCAUAGACAUAAAGUUAACGCUAAAUGCCUGUACUCAGCUAGAGCUAGGUCCGCAAAAGUUCCGGUAUAUUAGCUUUAUCAAUAGUUAAAAACGUUAGCUAGCAUUACGUUAGCCAGUUUGCAUACCUGUAGAAACGAAGUUACACAGAUAGUAGUUGCUAACUACGUAAGUUGAAAAAAAGUUUGCAAACGAGCCUGAGGGAAUACAUGUCAUGGCCUCUGCAUCUCCAUCUCCGAGUGACUCUCUACUGAACCUCCCUGGUCAAAGCAGGGGAAAUAAUUCCAGAGAGCGGCUGCACAAGCUCCCUGCACUACAGAACUCCACCAUCCUACCAAGGCCCCCGGUCCCUGUUCCAGACAUACAGUCCUUGCUGAAUAGGAGUGUAAAACGGAAAGAGCCCAGCCUCAAACACUUACAAGCCCGUCAGCAGAUGUAUUUCCCGGGCUGGGACACUCGAUCGCCUUCAUCUCAACAAACAGAGCCGCCACACAGGCAGCGUCAAAAAUAUCCUGUCCACCUACCUCCUCUGCAAUCCACGACCAAGGCAAAUCCAGGCGGGUACAAUCAAUCACCUUCAUCUCGACCAACCAAGCAGCCACGUGAAAAAAAACAACCUGUCCACCUACCUCCACUGCAAUACAGGAACAAGUUGUUUAAGAAUGUGCCAACCCCAAGUCACCCCAAAGGACCGCUGUACACAGUUGAAGUCUAUGAGUACAGUAAGGAUGACUAUUUGAUGGUAACCCAUAAAGGUGUGGUAUCAGUGUAUGAGGAGGACUAUGACUUCAUAACCCAUGAGCGCUGGGAAGAGGAGUACGAGUACCACUGCGAGCUGAGCCGCAUCCCCUUCUUUGCCCUCUUCAAAAAGUUGAAACCAUUCCAUGUCUGGCGCACCACAGUUCGCUGGAAGAAGAUUCAUUUGACCAGGAAGUCCCUCCAAAACCGUUUGUUUUUUGUCAAUCAGCCUCUACGUUCUGCACUGAUAGACAUCAGGAAAAUGUGUUACCAAAUCAGUGACACAGGCUUGUUUCACAUUGAGAAAAAACACACCUACACACUGCAAGAGUUUCAGGAUGUCCAGUACAAACAACUGCAAGAGGUGUCGAGUAACUUGAGGAAGUUUCAAGACCUGGUAAAGGAGGUGACAGUUUCUGCAUGUACCAACUACUUGCCGAAACUUGAAUCCAGAUCUCAUAAACUAAAUGAGCAAAAGGACAAGAAAAGUCUUCCAUGGCUCAAGACUUUUCAAUCCAGCCGCCUCAUAUGCUUUAUCCGUCUUGUUGACUAUUUGGUUGUCAACGCCUUGCACGUCUUAGUGGUGAAUGUAGUCACAGAACUGCUGGCUGUGCUCCAGGAGCAGGUACGCCGAACGCCUAGCCAUGGCAUUAUUCAGAGCUGGAACCAGCCUGCUGAGGCUGCCUCUGACCCUACUGAAGAACAGACUGAAAAGAAGUCUGUUGAGCCAGAAACUCGCCGUGACCCUCCUAUGUUCACCUCUGAGCUGAUGCUGGACCCACAUGCUUUGACUUACAAACCCUCUGAGGAGAACUUUCAGGAGAGUUUUGCAGAGAUCAUUGGGGGGUUUAAGAAAGCAGUGAUGUCAGUCACUACACUUACAGCAGAUCCUGAUUUGGAUUCAUUGACAGAUCCUGGAGACUAUGAGAAAGUGGAACGUAACUAUGAAGAAAGCCCCUAUUUGGAAUCUCUUAUAGAAAAUGAUGACCACCUUCAAAGUAUGAUCCAGGACGUCAAGGAAUCUCUCCAUUUUGCCUUUGAUGCAGCAAAAGUGUACUCGCACACAUUUGAGCGUUUUCGGCUGUUCUAUAAAGAGAAUGAGAGUCUGGAUCUGGAUGCAAUGCGCCAACAGGAUCAUGGUUUAUCCUUUUUUGAAAAAGCACUGGAUUCCUACCAUAGGGAGCAUAAGGAAGCCUUAGCCAUCCAACAGAAGAGACAUCUGGGCUUACUGCUUGUGGAUAACACGGAGCUCAAAGAGAAGCUUGUGUCUUCCCCGCUCCGCUGUCUGGAGGUCAUCAGUGAGAUGUUUACCAAGCUUGCGAAGAAGAAGGCAGAGACUGCCAUUGCUGAGGCUCGUGAAGCUCAGUUCAAACUAGAGUGCAGUCCCUCCACUACAGCUGAGUUAGACAACUACCUCACAUUUCUGGAUGAGAUAAAGGAGAGGAUUACGGUUCUUGAGGGGGAGCAGGAGACAAUAUGUCAGAUGAUUGACAGGUACUCAGUUCCUUUUCCACUUGAGGAUCUGAUUAUUUUCGGCACCUUGCAACCCACCCUUAGCUCAUUGCACAGCCUCAUUGAUGAGGCAGUGGAAGAGAGGCAGUCCACCAUCGACAAGCUGUGCAGCUCACUGCAAAAGAAUGCAAUAAAAUGACUUUAUAAAUAUACAACACCUGCUACAAUGGCAAAUGCUUCAAAGACAGAGUUAGGGACCACAGCACACUGGUUCCCACUUGUCUGCAUGUUUUAGGCAAUUCUGCUUGUUUUCAGAGUUUGUGACAAUAUCUUAUUUUUUUGAAUUUGACAAAAAUUGAGCUUUUGGUAUGUGGCCAAAACUAGAAAUUUAUUACACAUUUUGCAGCACCAAUAGUUUUUGUUUUUCUCUUUCGUUCUUCUCUCUACUGACAGCAUUUCAAAUUUCAAAACAACACAGCUACUUGUUAGAAUCAACCAGAAUUUUCCUUUAAGGCACACUUGCGCAUUGGCUUCACUUUUCCGACCCGGAGGUUUUGCCCAUUAUUUUUUACAGUCUCUGGUAGUGAAUAGCGAGAGACAAAUACUUCUUUGAUCGCGUUUUAUUUGAUCCAUGAACUACACAUAGGCUAAAAUUUAAUUGUCAGAU
Messenger RNA from Etheostoma spectabile (orangethroat darter), 2973 nucleotides. RefSeq names its product dynein heavy chain 6, axonemal. The coding region runs from base 331 to 2505 and encodes 724 amino acids. Gene Ontology annotation, cellular component: dynein complex. NCBI's taxonomy places the organism in Eukaryota, Metazoa, Chordata, Actinopteri, Perciformes, Percidae. The transcript has 17 exons. Gene Ontology annotation, biological process: microtubule-based movement. The record is from RefSeq and is a predicted model, not a curated record. Gene Ontology annotation, molecular function: dynein light intermediate chain binding; dynein intermediate chain binding.